Messenger RNA from Pristis pectinata (smalltooth sawfish), 8265 nucleotides. It is a transcript of the gene tp73, whose product is annotated as tumor protein p73. Gene Ontology annotation, biological process: regulation of transcription by RNA polymerase II; protein tetramerization; apoptotic process. Gene Ontology annotation, molecular function: protein binding; RNA polymerase II cis-regulatory region sequence-specific DNA binding; DNA-binding transcription factor activity, RNA polymerase II-specific. The transcript is spliced from 12 exons. The coding region runs from base 155 to 1909 and encodes 584 amino acids. The record is from RefSeq and is a predicted model, not a curated record. Lineage: Eukaryota; Metazoa; Chordata; Chondrichthyes; Rhinopristiformes; Pristidae. Gene Ontology annotation, cellular component: nucleus.
CAUAGUCCCCAAGCCUUGGUCAGUAAAUACGAGUGAGGUCUGUCGUAGACCCUGCAUUAUAUUUGUGUAAGACAGAGAAAAAGAUCCCUCCUCUCUCUGAUGACACCUGAGGUGGGAACAAUCCCAGCUGCACACACAAUCCGGGAAUACUAAAAUGCUUUACAUAAGUGACGCAGCCCAGCACUGCACCACGUCCCAGUUUAAUUUGCUAAACAGCAGCAUGGAUCAGAGUAUCACCAACCGUGCAUCUUCCGCCAGCCCUUACAACUCGGAGCACACAUCGAAUGUCCCAACACCAUCUCCCUACUCACAGCCAAGCUCUACGUUUGACACAAUGUCGCCUGCUCCAGCUAUCCCCUCCAACACAGAUUAUCCAGGACCACACUUAUUUGAAGUCACUUUUCAGCAAUCAAGCACUGCAAAAUCAGCUACCUGGACUUACUCUCCGUUGCUGAAGAAACUUUACUGUCAGAUUGCAAAGACAUGUCCCAUCCAAGUGAAACUGACUUCGCCACCACCUCCAGGUAGUGUGGUGCGUGCAAUGCCCGUCUACAAAAAGGCUGAACAUGUGACUGAAGUGGUCAAACGCUGCCCCAAUCAUGAACUUGGCAGAGACUUCAAUGAUGGCCAGUCAGCUCCUGCCAGUCACCUGAUCAGGGUGGAAGGAAACAACCUCGCUCAGUACGUCGAUGAUGCUGUCACUGGACGACAGAGUGUCAUGGUGCCAUUCGAACCCCCACAGGUUGGAACUGAGUUCACUACAAUUCUCUACAACUUCAUGUGUAACAGUAGCUGUGUGGGUGGAAUGAAUCGAAGACCCAUCCUCAUCAUCAUUACCUUGGAAACAAGAGAUGGUCAGGUUCUUGGACGUCGGUCAUUUGAGGGUCGAAUCUGCGCCUGCCCAGGAAGAGAUCGGAAAGCGGAUGAGGAUCAUUACCGUGAGCAGCAGGCCAUCAAUGAGAGCGCAGCAAAAAACGGAAAUGGUAACAAACGCACAUUCAAACAGACACCACAAGCAGCACAGGGACCCAAUGCAGGCAUUAAAAAAAGGAGGCAUGGAGAUGAGGAGUUCUUCUACGUGCCAGUUCGAGGACGAGAGAAUUUUGAAAUCCUCAUGAAGAUCAAGGAGAGCCUGGAGCUGAUGGAAUUGGUACCUCAGCAGCUUGUUGAUUCAUACCGGCAGCAGCAACAGCAAUUGCUGCAGCGCCAACAGCAGGCUUCAUCUUCCUAUGGCACAGUGAUACCCCCCACAAACAAGGUACCCAAUAUGAUGAACAAACUGCCCUCUGUCAACCAGCUGGUAGGACAGCCUUCCCAGCACAGCCCAAGUACCUCAGCCACCCAUGGACACAUUGGGCCAACUAUAAUGAACAACCACCAUCAUCACCACCAUCAUCAUGUACCAACCAAUGGAAACAUGAAUGGAGGAAAUUCCUCUCAGUCAGCAGGCAUGGGGCCCGCUUCACACUGCACCCCGCCCCCACCCUACAAUGCAGACCCUGCUCUAGUCAGUUUUUUAACAGGUCUGGGCUGCCCUAACUGUCUGGAAUAUUUCACCUCACAAGGGCUGCAGACUAUGUACCACUUGCAGAACCUUUCCAUGGAGGAUCUUGGAGCAUUAAAGAUUCCAGACCAGUACAGACUUCUGAUUUGGAGAGGGCUUCAGGAGUUCAAACAGGGGCAUGACUAUAGCUCACAACAGCUGAUCAGAUCCAGCAACAACACCGCCACAAUCAGUGGAGAGCUUCAACGUCAGCGGGUGAUGGAGGCUGUCCACUUCCGAGUGCGUCACACCAUCACCAUCCCAAACCGGGGCGACGACUGGGGAGACUUUGGCUUCGACUUGCCUGACUGCAAGACGCGAAAACCGUCAAUCAAAGAGGAGUUUACUGAGAGUGAGCUAAAUUAAACACAGGGAAGGGAAAAGCAAGGAGAAAGGAAUCUCUGCAGCAUCUCAUGUUGCUGAAAGCACUGACUGUUGUAAAAUAAGCUGAGGGAGGCUGGACUAUGUGCUCCAACUGACCAUUCCUGCUGUAGUGCUACAAACAUUGUCCCUGGUUGCUCCACACCCAGGCAGGUUGAAUACUUUGCAGAACAGAGGGGUUUGCUUAUCAGUCAAAUGUGGGGUCACCUCACAGCUAUUCUUCUUGGAGUUAACCUGAAUACUAAAUGUUUUUUGUUCUUCUUUCACAUUGCCCCUCUGUCUUCAGAUCACUGUUUCCAGUCAGACAAUAUUCCCUCACCUAUCACCACACUCCAUCAAUCCAUGAUUACGGGUCUGCGAUGCUUCUUGUUCACUCGGAGCAGAGCAUCUGUCACAUUCCUCCUCAUGCUCUGUCCAUCUGUUACUGUGCACAGCUCAUACUUUGCUGAACUGCCAAAAAUAUUUCUGAACAUUCAACAGGCCUGUUAGCACACUACUGACUGCAAGAGGGGAGCGGUCUGGCUGCACUCCAUACUUCCUGUGUAUUUAUAUAUUUGUUGAUUUCCACAACUGACAAUUUAGUUGCUUCUUGACGUUACAGGAAAUCUUUGCUGAUGAGAACAAAAUGUGUAUUGAAAUAUAAUGGCUACUUGAACAGAAAGCCUUUCAGCUACAGUGCAGUUCUCCCCUUCCUCAAGGGGCUCCAGUCUUAAUACACAUGGAAAUAGUCUUAGAGGUACCCCAAAGGUUGACAGAUGAGCAAAAAAAAAGGAUGGGGUGGGGGGUUAGGCCUUCACUGUGGGUGUACUGUUAAAACUAAGGACUUCUGUUUCAUCGAGAGAGGAGUUUGAUGGCUCACUAGAUUAUGGUAACUCUACAACUCUUGCAGUUUUAUUUUUAAAAAAUGAAAAUGCUGUGAAUAUACAGCAGGUCCAUAAGAAUUUAUGAAGAGAGAGGCCAGAUUAAUGCUUCAUGUAGAAGUAGAAACUGGAAUAAAAGGGGCCAUUUAAACAGGUUCCAAAGAUUUCAAUAUUUCUCAUGAGUAUUUGUUGUUUUGCCAAAAAAUACAUCCAUUGUUUCUAAUUGGUUUGCAUUUCUAUAUCAUUCCAUCUGCAAAAAUUAAAUGUAUUAUAUAAAGUGUUAAUCUCAAUACAAUCCACUUUCUUAAAAUGGCUCCCUGAUCUUCCAGUUCCUACAGUUUACACCAGAAACGUUAAACUGUCUCUCCUCUCGCCCACUUGAGUUUAGAUUGAGCCAGGCUGACAGAGACCAAUGUGAUGUCUUUGGAGCAGAUUGUACCAUGUUAGCUCUUGUCCCAAUCCAGGGCAGACAGUCAGCGGAGAAGCAAGCUAGGAGGAGUUUAAAAUUGCCUGUCAGUUUGCUAUUGCUUGUUAUUGCUUUAGUCCAAAAGGAAUUGCUACUGUUUAGUAUUCCAUUCAAUCCUGAGCUAACCAUUAAACACAUCAGUCCGUCCUCCAACCUGUCCUUUACCUGUUCAACCUCCUGCUGUGUUCAUCACACACACGUUGCUGAAACUUUCAUCUGCACCUUUCAUACCGUCACAUUCGACUCCUCCAGCUCUCUUCACCAGCCUUGCUAAGCUCUGCCCUAUUCAAACAUCAGACCUCCAUCCCAAUCCAUAUUAAAUCCUGAUCAUCCAGAACCCCUGUCCUCUGUAGAUGAGAACAGGUUGCUGUCCGUCCAAGCACUAUUUCAAAAUACCUGCCCUUCAAGGACCAUGGGUCCAGACUUGGGAAGCUCAUCCUAGAUCAAUACAUCUUGAGCUGAAACUUGUUUCUUUAAACUGAUCUUCAAGCCCUUCCCAACCCUACUCUGAAGCCAUACUCAGUGUUUAAUCUUCCUCCACUCAGUGAAUCAUGUUUGGAUGGUCCAUUAAGUUAAAUGCAUGUGAUACUUGUUCUUUAACAAUGGAGAGGCAGGGCCUAUUUUUAAUGUGUAAUCAAUAGGGACUACUCAGUUUAAAAUAAUUUAUUGAUGCAACAGGAAACUACACCCAAUAGAAAAAGCACACAAACACCAGCAUUCUAACUUGGCUUCACGUGAACCAUUACCUGAUUCCCACAGCCAUUUCAUUACGUUGUUCAUAGAAAUAUUACGUAUCAUUGCAAACGUGACACAUAAACUAUGCCCUAGAGUAGCUCUUGAAUCCCCAAGUUAAUUUGUAAUUCUAGACUUGGCUAAGACUUCUACCUAAUAAAGAAAAUCCUCAUUUUGAAAGAUCUGUAAGCAUCACAUUUGGGAAUCCCUUGAAAGGCAGUACCCACUGUGAAAAAGGUAGCUCUGACAUGAGUUAAUGGCAGCUCUAGUGUAAUCACUGGAGAGACUCCAUGAUGUAUCAGAUGGCUGAUGGGGAGGAAUCAUACCUAUAAGCAGUCAAGAGGAUGCAUGCAUCUGUAAUUUUCUACGGCCAAGUGCACAUUAACUUGUAUUGAUGAAGUUGCAUUUCAAUUAUGUUAUGCCCAUUGGAACGUGCUUUGGCAGAGGACUGUCAUUGCAGAAAAGACAUACAAAAAGACCUGAAAAGCAAAAAAACUGUUGUCUCUAGAAAGCUGGAGUUAAAGCAGAAAUGCAGGAAAUACUCAGCAGGUCAGGCAGCAUCUGCAGAGAGAAACAGAGUUAAUGUUUCAGGUCAAUAAACUUUCAUCAGAUGAACAGUCAUUGAUUUGAAAAAUUAAUUCUUCCUCCACAGUUACUGGCAGACCUGUUAGAAAAUCACAAAAUAUCCAGCAUUUUAUGCUUUUAUACAGAGACUCACUGCACCGUCGACCAGUUACUGACCCCCAGCUCUUUCCUUCCUUCCGCUUUCAGUCCCAGCCUAUUUCCAGGUCAAAUCAUUUCAGGUAUUUUAAUGCAUGUUAAUUUCUUUUUAAUUGAAAUUCUUUAAUUGCGAGCUCUUGAGCAAAAUUUUACCAAGACUUUCACUGAAAGUGUGUUGUUCCAUCUGUUUUUAAACAAUGUGUAAAUAUAUAUAUAUAUUUUUUCCUUUUGGAUGUAUUUUGUGAUCUACACACCUUGCAGGGCAAGGCAAUUCUACCCCAACGAACUAAUGGAAGAAAAAUUCCUCAAGCCAUCUGUAGCAGAUGCAGUCGAGUUUAUAGCAUUUAGUGCUGCGGUGUUGCAUUUAGAGCCAGUGGCUAUUGCUUCUGUCCUAUUGUGGAAAAGACUGAGCUCCUGGAAGCAUUAUUCAUUCUUUCUCAGAUGAAAAACAGGGCAAACGAAGGCUGGUACGACCAGAGGGUGCUGAAAGUUCACACUGCAGGGAGACAAAUGAUCGUCUUUUUUUUGUUUCUUUGAGAUGUUGACCAAGUUAUUUUCAGAACGGGCAGCCCCAUUAGAAGAAAAAGGUUGAGGGGAUUGGUGGGGCACGAGGUGGAGAGAACACCUGGCUUCAAGUUCUGGUCUUCACUUUGUCACUGGGUAAAAUUCAGAGGAUCAGUGCUCCACCUCCAUGUAGAUAGGUGAAAAUUGAGGAGAGGAACAUUGGUUCAUGUAUUUUUUUUUAAAUCACACAAUCUCGUUUUGGCAGUUAGAAACUUCCUGACUUAAUCCCAAACAGUGCAGUCAGUACCAGGUGGUGGCAGGCUGGCUUUAGAGACCUCCACAACUCUGGCUUGACCAGUUGCAAACAUAAUGUGGAGCACAGAGGCUUUCUUUUCAAAGUGUAAUUCAGGUUCUGGUCCACCUUCUGGGUAAAAGUUGACAACGGAGCCACCUCCAACAGCAAGGUGCCCAACCGUAUUCCAUCAGAUGACCAACUGAUGUGGCCAAUCAGGUAACUUUACCCUCCUCUUUGCUCUCCACACUUCUCUGGUAGUUUUGCAAUUAAUAUAAGUGUUCAAAGAACAUUUUUUUAAAUGCCUUUUAAAGCCCUGGUUAUUAUUAAUUGAAUCACGAUGGCAGCCAGGAGAUUAAUCUUUAUUUCACUGAUAUUCCAGGUUAAUUCUAGAGGGUUUAGCAAUCCUAUUACUCCAGCAGGCACAGUGUCUGGAAUUGGCAGAAGAUUUAAAAAGGGAAGGGUGGAGGAUAAAUCACAAAACUAAUGAGGUUAUCUUUCAACAAUAGACAAGCUUGGGACAGAAAUUUGGAAACUCUUUAUAAAAUGUGUGUGAAAUCUUACCCAUAACCUUAUAAUGAUUUUUUUUAAGACUGCAAUGCAUCAGAGAUAAUUAAUUUUCCCCUUCCUCAUUUAAGAGUCUGUGCUGUUGGAAUAUUCUGCAUCAGAUUGAUUAUGGUGGGCAGCACUGGUAUUGUACAGUUACAUUGUGGUGACCUUGAGAUUCAAGUUCCUCCGUGCACCCUUUAUACCCACAUGGUUAACAAGUCCCAGUUAAAUUUCCACUGCACUAUUUCAAUGCAGUUAGUGACCCACUUGCUGUGAAAAUGUUGCCUGAUGCACCACAAGGAACAGAUUGAGCCAGUUAAUCUGACAGCCAUUCACAAGGUCUGUUAUUACAAACAAAACCCAAGGAGCUUGUGUUUGCUUCAGCUCAAAGCAACUGGCAAGGCAGAGUUUCAGGAAUUAAUUUCCCAUUCCCAUAAAAAUAUUGUAACAAAAGGAAUUUUAAUCAGUUUAUUAUAAGGUGGAAUUUUACCUUGGCACACAGCAAAUGGAUGUGGGUGCAAACGAUGGCAGGAAUGUUGCCGUUCCAUUCCCCUGCCGUCCAACUGACUGAUAAGACCAGGUGUUGCAAGGUCUGCUAAACCCUAACACAAAAAGACUUUGCACCCACUUCAGCCCCAGUUUUCCCCUGGACUACCCACCAGAGAAUCAAACACACAAUUCCCUGUUGAAGACAUAUCUACCAAUGGAUGGGUGGCAUUGAUUUAUUCUCAAAGUUGUGAGUAAAUACAUAGUUUUUAAAAAAAAAAUCAGUCACAUUCUCACCCUUUUUUUUCCUCCCCAUCUGUCUGAAGGGUGCUGACUUCAGGGACCCAUUUUUCACCUGUACCUCUGAUUCAAUAGGUGAUCCUCUAUUAGAUCAGACAGUGAGUGCCAAUAAGUCAUUCAACUGCAGACUGCAUCACCAAUGAGCUACUGCUGCUUGGUGAUAUCUGUAUACAUGCAGUCUCCAGCUGGGACCACUAAACAGGCAAUUCUGGUUGAUUUUCUUAUCACCAAUGACAUAAAUGGUCCUCAACUGAUUACAAUUUAUCCUGGAGAUUACAUGGUCCAUGUGUUAAGAAUUUAAGGCAGGAUUAGACCAUCUGGUCCCCUCAGGGUAAAUUGGUAAUUGGUUUAUUAUUGUCACAUGUACCAAGGUACAAUGAAAAACUGUUUUGCAUGCCAUUCAAUAAUAUCUGGCUGCUCUGACCUUGGUACCACUUUCCUGCCUGUUUUCCCAUUCGCCUUGAUUCACCUCUGGACUCAACAUCUCAGCCUUGAAUGCAUUCAGUAAUUCUCUUUGUAGAGAAUUCUAAAGAUUCAUGAUCCUUUUUGAGAGAAGAAGAUUCUUCAUUUUAAAUUGGUUGUCCCUUAUUCCACAACUACACCCCCUUGUUUGAGAUUCUCCCAACAAGAGAAAAUUUCCUUUCAAUAUCUGCCUUGUUCCAUUUAGAUUACGUUUCGUUCUUCUAAAUGCCAAGGCUCCACCUUUUGUCAUGCCAGGAAUCAUCCUCUAUCCACCAAAGACACUUCAAGAGGAUGCAAUCUCUGCCCCAAUCAGGAAUUGAAUAGCUCCCUCUUGGAGAUGAAAAGGCUCUGCAUCCAUCCCACCCAACCCACUGACCAGAACCUGGUUAGGCUCCAGCACUAUGACUCACUCUGUGGUCCUCAUCUUCAAACUCAAUUGCUAAACAACCAUCACAUUUGGUAUUAUGAAAUUAGCCUCCCCAUCAUUCAUUGUCUGAACUCACACAGAAAUAGGCAAGGCACACUGGUGCACUUUUUCCAGCAUAGAAUUUGGGGAGGGGUGGGGGGAAUGAAAAAAAUGCCCAUUUCUUUCUGGAUUUUUUUUAAGACACAGAAAUCCAACAGCAAUCAGUACCCAGAAAUAAUAUGCAACUUUUUUUUUAGUGAUCUCACAAUUCUAGGAGCUCUUUCUCAGUCAUAAUCUGGUGGACACACUGUAAAAUUACAUUUUGGGCACUUGUGUGACCCCACACCUCUGAAUAGUAGCAAUUUAAAGCACUUUAUUGCUUUAAAUGUUAAAGAAUUUAAAAAAUAGUUUCAAUGUCAACUAAUGCUUUUUAAGCCAGUAUUAAUUGUUACCUUAUACUCCAAACCAGUUGUAAUUGUGUAGUUUUUUUUAUUAUUUGUAAUGUAUCCUUUGAAAUUAUGUCUUAAGAUGUUUUGUAUCACAAUAAAGCACAUGGAUCCUGUA